GAAUUGAUCCUAAUAUCUGCACGAGUCAACGACCCAACCUUGCUUUUUAUAAACAAUACUAUUCUACAUAGGAAAACGUCAGAAAUUGUUAUAAAUGAAAUGUUUAUAUAAUUUCUCUCAAAAGAAGAAAAGUAUAAUUUUUACAUUUUACAAGUAAAUGUAUUGUUGUGCAGAUAUAGUAUUUUAAUAAAUUUAAGUGACAGUGUUGAGAGUAUUGAAUAUUUACCAAAGAAGAUUGACAAUUUAGAGGUUAUGUCCUCUUGAUUGUUUAAUAAAAACAACUGCUGCUUCUUUAAAACUACAAGUUUAAUUUUAAUAUGGCGGAAUUAAAUGUUUUUAAACAAAACAUUGAGUCAGACGAUGAGGAAUCGGUGACAGAGGAAAUAAUAACAGAUAUGUCAAUAAAUGAGGAAGUGACAAAUGCAGAGGGGGAAUCAGCAAUUAAAAAAGUAGCGCGCAAAAAGAGAAAAAGUGUAAAAAGUUUCCAACAAGAAUGGUUUGACGAGUUUCCAUCGUGGAAGGAAUGGGUUAUAAGAAUAAAAAAUGAUUCGCAAUUUUACUGUAAAUAUUGUGACAAAACAUUGAGUUGCGGCAGAAAGGAAAUUCGUAAACACGAGGAAACAAUAAAGCACAUAAAAAAGAAGGAAAUCUCCAUAAAAAUGUUACGUUACGGCUGUAUAAUUGAUAAUGUAUCAAAUUUAUCAAAUAACAAUAUAGGAAUAUUGUAUCAAAAGAAUAAUAUUUUAGAUAUUAAGAUAAAAAAUGAAAAUGAUGAUGAUUGUACCAUUGAAACAAAGGGUCUUACAUUUAAGGAAAAAGUACGUGAUGCCGAGCAUAAGAUUACACAACUCUUUCUCGAUAAUGAUAUUCCAUUUAGUUUGUCGUCAAAAGUUAUUGGACUUUUUAAAGAAUUUGAACCGUUGGUUUUGAAGAAUAUUAAAUUGAGUUCAAGUAAAAUGAGUUUGGUUGCGAAAGAAAUGUGUGCGAAAGAAACUGGUGAGGAGAAAAUUAUUUUCCCCAGGAAACGAAAAAAACCGGCAUAUAAAAUUGGACAAAAAGUGAAAAUAAAAAAAAAAUUACAGUAAAGUUAUUUGAAUUUUUAUUUGACAAAGUUAAAAUUUAAAAUUGGACAAAAAUGAACAAAAAAAAAAUUACAGUGAAGUUAUUCUAUUUUAU
Leptopilina heterotoma is the source of this 1176-nucleotide messenger RNA. RefSeq lists its product as uncharacterized. The record is from RefSeq and is a predicted model, not a curated record. The transcript has 2 exons. NCBI's taxonomy places the organism in Eukaryota, Metazoa, Arthropoda, Insecta, Hymenoptera, Figitidae. Bases 318 to 1085 code for a protein of 255 amino acids.